AUAGAAAUCAGGGACAUUUCUGGGAGAUUUUAAGAAAGGAAUUGUUAAAAUUGAAUUGCAAUAAUCCUCCCGCCCGCGCAGCUGCUUGUGACGUGAACCAAAAGAAGGGGGCUGACGCCGACGCGGUGGGUGAGGCUCCGGCUGUCAUGUGACGGCGCUGGGUUCUUACAGUCAGUGUGACACUGCUUGGCGAGGUUUGUGGUCCUGUUGCGGAGAUGGAGCGUUACCUGUGCGGUUUGAUCAUCUACCUGCUUGGCUUAGGGCUCAUGAGUUCAGAAGCUUUUGAAGUAGAGGUAAAAGAUGAAUCUAAAACCUGCAUACAUGCCAACCUGAAGGUGAAAUUCAUAAUUCAGUAUGAAACCAUCAAUAACACACUGAAGAACACCACAUUAGUUGCACCUGAUGCAGUGGACACAAGUGGCAGUACAUGUGGCAGCACCAAGGAAGCUCCUUUGUUAGUAGUUAACUUUGGGAACAACCAUACAUGGAGUGUGAACUUCACCAAGAAUAGUACGGUGUACAGUAUUGAUGUUAUCGUCUUCACUUACAACACCAAUGACAGUGCAUUGUUUCCAGAUGCCAAAAUAAAAGGGGUCUUUAAUACUGUGAGGUCUAUUGGCGAAUCAGUACCAAUAAAUGAAACCUACAUAUGUUUACAUGAAGAAGUGUUAAGUACGGAGAAUGUCACACAAGUCUACUGGAAUGUUUCCCUGCUAGCAUAUGCCCAGGAUGUUUCCUUAACGAAAGAAUUCCAUUGCAGUGGAGACACCACACCGACCAAAGCUCCACCUACUUCUGUAGUACCUACAGCCAACACAACUUCAGCCGCUCCAAAACCAACCCCAAAACCUGAGGAUAAGCCCAGCACUGGCAACUAUAGUGUGCUAAAUGGAACAGAGAAAUGUUUGCUGGCUUCUAUGGGUCUGCAACUUAAUACCACUCUGCUUGUUGAUGGAAAAAAUGUUCGGACUACAUUUAAUAUUGACCCUAACCGCACCAUCAGUUCUGGAGACUGUGGUGUCAAUACUGCCAUUCUGAGGCUCAAUGACAGUGGCAUUGCUAUUGUUGAGCUUUAUUUCUCCAUUAAACUGGAGAACUUCUAUCUUAAAGAAGUUAAUGUCACCAUCAGAAAUGCUACAGAAAUGUCUCGCAGAACAAGCACCAACCUGAGCCUGUGGGAAGCGUCAGUAGGAAACUCUUACCUGUGUCACAAAGAGCAGCUCAUCAGAGUGUCAGAAGACCUCAUCAUUAAUACUUUUGAUGUGAGAGUUCAGCCAUUCAAUGUUCAAAAUGGAACAUAUGCUACAGCUGAAGAAUGCUUUGCUGACUCUGAUCUGAGCUUUCUUAUUCCAGUCGUGGUGGGGGCUGUGCUUGUCUUUCUCAUAAUACUUGUCUUUAUCUCCUACUUAAUUGGACGACGAAAAAGUCGCACAGGCUAUCAAUCUGUAUGAUACCAAAACCUCUUUAUUUUUCCUUUCUAUACUGUCAACUAAAUAAUUUAUUCUUGUACAAUGCUAACCUCUCUAUGCAUAGGUGAUAUUGUUUUAAAGCACUGCUGUAAAGGUUGGUAGAAAAAAAGACAAAUCUAAAUGUGGUCUUUUGGAAUUGGUUUGUGUGUGAUUUUAGCUCUUGGAUGCAUCCUAAACAGAUACAAAGAUGCUUAGACUAUAAGACUGUAAAUCACCAUCCACCAUCUGUAUGAAAAGUCAGGGAGAACCAUAUGUUUAUGCCAGAGCUUCGUUGGGCCGAUCAGAGGAAAACCAGGAGCUUUCUUCUAAAUGGUUCCAGUUUUGGCACACUGGCUAUAAACAUAUUUACGUGAGAGCCUGAAACAUUACAACAUGAAUGCCAAAACCCUUUUUUAGACUUUUGUAUUGUAAGAAUUUAUAUGGAAAGUGCUUAUGUAUGUUCAACCCGGUACUUACACAAAGAACAGUAGCUGACAGACAUGAAACUAUAUAUUCAGCAUGUAAAUGUAGAUGUCAGUGUGUUUGUUUUUUUUUUAUUAUUUUUAGUUAUGAUUUAUAGUUUCUAAUUUUUUUUAAGCAUAUUUUGUCUAGACCAAUGGAAAUUUAGAUGUGAUGUCAUAGAGCCAUGUUUCCUAAAUAAGCCAAGUUCCCUCAGUAAGUCAUGAUUUUAGGAUAUCCUAUAGAAGGAAUGCCUUCUACAUUUCCUGAUGUACUGACUAGGAUGAUAUGACUUGUCUUUUAGGCUAUGUUCACAUGACACAAUUUCUCCAUGGAAUUUUUCAUGAAAAUUAUGCAUAAAUUUAUAGCCAAUGCACUUCAAUGGGAUUCCGCUGUCCCACACAAAAAUUUCCGCUGCAGGCAUUUCAAGUGAAUUGGCUAUAAAUUUUGUGCAGAAUUCAGUGCAGAAAUUCUGCCGUGUGAACAUAGCCUUACAGUAAGGACAUGGCCAGUAGGAGGGGGUCCUUGAGGAACAGAGUACUCUAUCAGAGAAGACUUUCCCAAGCCCAGCAUAUCAUUUCUAUAAGUGUUCUUUUUAUGGUAGUAUAAAUAUUUACAACCAUUCACAGUAAAAGGUAAUCUCUCAGCUUCAAUUCACGUUCCAAACUGCUGACAUUGUUAGCUUUUAGUACAAAGAGACAUGGAACCUUUAAUAUAUCUGCCCGUGCUUCUAUAACAUAGAAAAAAGGCAUUCUCUGGUGCAGAGUGUCAAAGAGUUCCCAAGCCCCUGAAGUGUUGAUGGUGAAAAAAACAAAUUGAGCCCUCUCCCAUCCUUGUCCUAGCUUAAUUGACUGCCAUGGCUUGGCUUCCAGGUUACUGUCAGUCAAGCAGGGAUAGGGAAGGAAAUGGGAGUGAGGAGGCGUUUCAGAUUUCAGCACUUCAGGGGCUUGGGAACACCUAUUUAACACUUGGCACCAGAGAAUUAAAACUAUAUGAAAGCACAGACCGGUACCAUGUGUCCUAACAUCUAUCUAACAGUGUUAGCAAUUCAGAAUGUAAAUUGCCGCUGACAUUUAAGUAAUGCCAACUGCAACCAGAAAACCAGGUUAGGAACUACAGACAAACAACCAGCAAUCAAACCAUAAAUCUGUAUGUUAUUGAUCAUUUUCACAAAGAAACAAACAUGACUGAUAUGGGCUGUAAUAGUUAUCUUAAAGUGUACCUGCCGUCAACGAAAACUUUUUAUAUAAUGUAGAUAAUAUCAUUGUAUGUAUAUUUGUAAUAUAGAUUGGUUAAAAAAUGUGUAUAUUUUUGGGUGAAAAAAUGCUGUCUCUGCAGCUAACGCAUGUUUGUGAGGAGUCCAAAUACAAGAAGUGAGGGCAGGACAAGCAGGGCUCUGUGCAGGAUACUGGCUUGUCAAUCAUCUUCAUAUGUGAGCCCAUAGCAUGCCACAGAGCCUCCCCGCACAGAGCCCUGCUUGCCCUCACUGCAUUCCUGUAUUUGGACUCCUCAUAGAGACACACAGGCACUAACUGCAGGGACAAAAAUAUACAUAUUUUUUUACCAAUAUAUAUUACAAAUAUACAUAUAAUGGUGUUAUCUACAUUAUAUAAAAAGUUUUUGUUAAUUACAGGUAGGUACACUUUAAUAGUUAAUACUUAAAGUGUACCUGUCAAAACUAAAAAUUUUAUAUAAUGUGUGUGGGUGUGUGUAUAUAUAUAUAUUACCAUUAUAUGUAUAUUUGUAAUAUACAUUGGUUAAAAAAUGUGUAUAUUCUUGGUUGAAAAAAUGCUGUCCCUACAGCUAUUGCAUGUGUGUCUCUCUGAGGAGUCCAGCUUGUCCUCAGUCCACAUAGUCCUGCUCUGCUUGUCCUCAGUGAACAGAGCCCUGCGUGUCCUCAGUGCAGAGCCCUGCUUGUCCUCAGUGUACAGAGUCCUGCUUGUCCUCAGUGUACAGAGCCAUGCUUGUCCUCAGUGCACAGAGCCCUGCUUGUCCUCAGUGCGCAGAGCCCUGCGUGUCCUCAGUGCGCAGAGCCCUGCGUGUCCUCAGUGCGCAGAGCCCUGCGUGUCCUCAGUGCACAGAGCCCUGCUUGUCCUCAGUGCACAGAGCCCUGCUUGUCCUCAGUGCACAGAGCCCUGCUUGUCCUCAGUGCACAGAGCCCUGCUUGUCCUCAGUGCACAGAGCCCUGCUUGUCCUCAGUGUACAGAGCCCUGCGUGUCCUCAGUGCACAGAGCCCUGCGUGUCCUCAGUGCACAGAGCCCUGCUUGACCUCAGUGUACAGAGCCCUGCUUGUCCUCAGUGUACAGAGCCCUGCUUGUCCUCAGUGUACAGAGCCCUGCUUGUCCUCAGUGUACAGAGCCCUGCUUGUCCUCAUUGUACAGAGCCCUGCUUGUCCUCAGUGUACAGAGCCCUGCUUGUCCUCAGUGUACAGAGCCCGGCUUGUCCUCAGUGUACAGAGCCCGGCUUGUCCUCAGUGUACAGAGCCCUGCUUGUCCUCAGUGCACAGAGCCCCGUUUGUCCUCAGUGUACAGAGCUCUGCUUGUUCUCACUGCACAGAGCAUUGCUUGUCCACCCUCACUUCAUGUAUUUGGACUCCUCAUAGAGACACACAGACAAUAACUGCAGGGACAAAAAUAUACACGUUUUUUAACCAAUGUAUAUUACAACUAGACAUAUAAUAGUAUUAUCUCCAUUAUAUAAAAAGUUUUUGUUAAUGACAGGUACACUUUAAUAGUUAUACUUAUCUGAUGUCCAUGGCCAACUUAAGAUUGAUCAUAUACAUUGUUGAUUAUUUUAAUAUUGGAAAUUGUGUUGCUGCAGGAGCAAACUGCAGGUAAAAGUUAACACGCGCUCUGUUCUUACCUAAAUAUCCUGCGCAGGCUGUUAAGCAGCUUCCUGUCGAAAGUAAUUGAAUUCUGCUGAACAUUUGUUGUAGUGAAACAUUGUCGUAGUAUCAUAUUGGUUGUGUUGCUUGGCCCAAACACCAAGUCUGUGCUUUUAAUCUUUUAGAGGGUUUAUUCAAUAGUUGGUAACUUUCCACAAGCAGUCUAAUCCAAGACCAUAUUGAUCCAUUAUGAAACAAAUGGAAGUUAACACCUGUAGUAUCUCAUUCUGUCAUGCAGUUUGGAGGCAUCUGAGCCUAAAUAUUAGGAAAUUCCACAACCUGAACACAGAAUAGGCAAAAUACCUAUACAGCAUAUGAAUGGAACUGUAUACACACUAUUCCAAAAUGUUAUGUAUGUGGAAUAGAUUUUCAAUAUUGAUAAAAUAAAAAUGUGGAGAACUUAGCUGUCAUUGAAAGAAAACACAUUCCUUCUAAAGUUGUGUGACAUGUCAUAGCUAUCCUUUUUGUCUAACUUUGUCUAUUGGGCCAAAAAGUACAAAAGUACCAAAGUGCAAUGACAUGAACCCACUCUAUUACAUUUUUGAAUUGCUUAACAAGUGAUUCUAUAUGACAAUACUCUGAUACUUUAGAACCAACAAUACUCCAUCCCUCUAAGAAAUUAAUAAAGAAACAAAUAAACCUUUUAGGGUUAUUUUGCAAUCUGUAUUAUAGCCAUAAGGCUACAUAUUUAACCCUUCUAGUUAGGGAUUUCAUUUAUACCUGUCAGAUCUGCUUAAUCUGUUUCACUCAUUCCUAAAAUAGAUUAAAAAAAAAAAAAAAAAAAAAGGAAAGGAAAGGUCGGAAACAGAAUACAAGGACCAGUGUUCGUUUAGAUAAACCAGUUAGUAUGCCAGAAUUGUUAUAUUUUGGCGAUAUAAGAUACUUAAACAAGGUUUGUACAGCUGAAAUGUAGCAUUUCUAGUCUAUAUAUACAUUUCUAUAAACCACCACUGGUCCUCUGCUGUCAACAAUUUAGUGGUUUUGUAAAAUCAUUCAAAAGAAAAAGAAACUUAGAUAAUGCUGAGAGUAGAAAAAUCAAUUGCCUGCUCCUUACUCUCUAUAGCCAUUAGUUUUUGCAUUGGGCACCAUAAUCUCAGGUGACCAGUGCUUUGUCUUUGCAGGUAAGAAGCAUUAAAAGGGUACUCUACUGGCCAGCGUGGGCGUGGCCGUGAUGUCACGAGGAGCAUGGCUGCCCCCGCAGUGUGAAAACAGCGUUCGGAACAUUUACUUCCGAACGCUGGCCCAGUGGAGUACCCCUUUAAAGGCGUUUCCAGGAUUAGAAAAACAUGGCUGCUUUCUUCCAAAUCCAGCACCUUACCUGUCCAGGGUUGUUUCUGAUAUUACAGUAAAUGGGCUACGAUUCCAUACCACGUUCAACCUGAAAACAGGUGUAGCACUGUUUUUUGGAAGGCGGUAGUUAUGUUUUUCUAUUCCUGUGCAUUCCUUGAACAACCCAUGAGGAUUCGGGACUUUCCCCAAACCCAGCGAUUUCUGCCAUCUUUCAGCAGCUCAGGGCUGCCUCUUAUAGCCAGCACAGAGUGAUCUUUGAUGCCAAAAUAUAAAAACGUAUUUGGUAUCAACAUGUGGUGCAUUGUCCCUAGUAUGAAAAUAUAACAUUGAUCCCACUCAGUGAAUGGUGUAAGUAAAAAAUAAUACUAAAUGCCAGAACUGUUUUAUUUUUUAUUUUUUUGUCACAUCACAUCCCCAAAAAAAUGGAAUAAAAAGCAAUUAAAGAUUUGUAUAUUUUUUCCAAAAGGUUCAGUGAUCACAAAUCUGGCAAUGAAACAUAACAUUUAUACUAUUUACUAUAAACAGCACAAUUGUUGUAAGCUUUAGAUGGCUGGUAUGUACAAGGUUUUGCAUACCUUUUUUUACUUUAUAGCAAAUGCACAAAUCACAGAAAUGACAGAAAACUGUUUUUCUGUAACAACAUAAGGACACAACCUUUUUUUUGGUUACCCAAUGUGCAACGUUUCAGCUACAGUGGGGAAAAAAGUAUUUAGUCAGCCACCAAUUGUGUAAGUUCUCCCACUUAAUAAGAUGAGAAAGGCCUGUAAAUUUCAUCAUAGGAAUACCUCAACUAUGAGAGACAUUAUGAGAAAAACAAAAUCCAUAAAAUCACAUUGUCUUAUUUUUAAAGAAUUUAUUUGCAAAUUAUGGUGUAAAACAAGUAUUUGGUCAAUAACAAAAGUUCAUCUCAAUGCUUUGUUAUAUACCCUUUGUUGGCAAUGACAGAGGUAAAAUGUUUUCUGGAAGUCUUCACAAGGUUUUCACACACUGUUGCUGGUAUUUUGGCCCAUUCCAUUCAUGCAGAUCUCCUCUAGAGCAGUGAUGUUUUGGGGCUGUUGCUGGGUAACAUGGACUUUCAACUCCCUCCAAAGGUUUUCUAUGGGGUUGAGGUCUGGAGACUGGCUAGGCCACUCCAGGACCUUGAAAUGCUUCUUAUGAAGCCACUCCUUCUUUGCCCGGGCGGUGUAUUUGGGAUCAUUGUCAUGCUGAAAGACCCAGCCACGUUUCAUCUUCAAUGCCCUUGCUGAUGGAAGGAGGUUUUCACUCAAAAUCUCAUGACACAUGGCCCCAUUAAUUCUUUCCUUUACACGCAUCAGUUGUCGUCCUGGUCCCUUUGUAGAAAAACAGCCCCAAAGCAUGAUGUUUCCACCCCAUGCUUCACAGUAGGUAUGGUCUUCUUUGGAUGCAACUCAGCAUUCUUUCUCCUCCGAACACGACAAGUUGAGUUUUUACCAAAAAGCUCUGCUUUAGUUCCAUCUGAUCAUAUGACAUUCUCCCAAUCCUCUUCUGGAUCAUCCAAAUGCUCUCUAGCAAACUUCAGGCGGGCCCAGACAUGUACUGGCUUAAGCAGGGGGACAUGUUUGGCACAGCAUGAUUUGAGUCCCUGGCGUCGUAGUGGGUUACCGAUGUAGUCUUUGUUACUUUGGUCCCAGCUCUCUGCAGGUCAUUCACUAGGUCCCCCCUGGGAUUUUUGCUCACUGUUCUUGUGAUAAUUUUGACACCACUGGGUGAGAUCUUGUGUGGAGCCCCAAAUCAAGGAAGAUUAUCAGUGGUCUUGUAUGUAUUUCAUUUUCUAAUAAUUGCUCCCACAGUUGAUUUCUUCACACCAAACUGCUUGCUUAUUGUAGAUUCAGUCUUCCCAGCCUGAUGCAGGUCUACAAUUUUUGUUUCUGGUGUCCUUCGACAGCUCUUUAGUCUUGGCUGUAGUGGAGUUUGGAGUGUGAAUGUUUGAGGUUGUGGACAGGUGUCUUUUAUACUGAUAACAAGUUCAAACAGGUGCCAUUAAUACAGGUAAUGAGUGGAGGACAGAGGAGACUCUUAAAUAAGAAGUUGCAGGUCUGUGGGAGCCAGAAAUCUUGCUUGCUUUUAGGUGACCAAAUACUUAUUUUCCUGAGGAUUUAACCAAUUAAUUCAUUAGAAAUCCUACAAUGUGAUUUCCUGUAUUCUUUCACCCCAUUCUGUCUCUCAUAAUUGAGGUAUUCCUAUGAUGAAAAUUACAGGCUUCUCUCAUCUUUUUAAAUGGGAGUACUUGCACGAUUGGUGGCUGACUAAAUACUUUCCCCCACUGUAUAUCAUUUGCUAUUAUCAAGCAUAGUUAAAAUGGUGAACAUAGGGGGAGAUUUAUCAAUAUGUAUGUAGUGUGCAGUCACUUCACAGCCUUCUUUUUUAUUUUUUAUUUUUUGCUGUGAUUUUGGCUUCUGUGCACCAAAUUUAUCAAAGCAGUGCACAGACUUUGAUACAUUUUUCACAAAUGAAAAAUCACCUCAGAAUGUGCUGUAGGAUGUUUUUCUUUUAAGCCAGAGGUGGUAUGAAUUUGCAUUUGUUUUUAACGUUUGUGCAAUAUUUUUGCGCCUUUUUAAAAAAGACGCAGUUAAUAAAUCUUAUCCACUGCAAAGUCAAGAAGAGGAAGCACUGCAUUUCACAGUCACUUUUGCCAAAGUUGUCUAUUUUGUAAUUGUGCAAAGGCAAUGAUAAAUCCCCCAUAGUGCCUAUCUAUAUACAUUUAUAUAUAUAUAUAUAUAUAUAUAUAUAUAUAUA
This is a messenger RNA of Hyla sarda, 8838 nucleotides long. It is a transcript of the gene LAMP2, whose product is annotated as lysosomal associated membrane protein 2. The transcript is spliced from 9 exons. The record is from RefSeq and is a predicted model, not a curated record. Bases 216 to 1451 code for a protein of 411 amino acids. Lineage: Eukaryota; Metazoa; Chordata; Amphibia; Anura; Hylidae. Gene Ontology annotation, cellular component: membrane.